UCGUAGCAGGCACGUCCCUGCCAUGUUUGUACUUCAGUCGUGUUUGGAGAUCGUUACCGCACUGAAGAGAAGCUAUGCACAUGCUAAUCUUACGUUUUCAGCAGUAACAAUGUUAAAGCACUGAAAAAUAAAGGGACUCUUAAGUUUUGUAGUCUGACUUUAGCACGACGGACCUUGCACCAUGUCAGCCAGCGCACAGGAUUUUGACUUUGAUGAGUAUGACAAACCAGGUGCUGAGCGGUCACGUAGAAGGAGAGGUGAAGAUGAUACUCUCGAGAGUGAUUUGGAAGAUGAGUUGUUGGAGGAGGACUGGCUCUCUAGUAAAAAGAAUCCUUUAGAAGUGUCAGAUGAAGAGUUAAAUGAUGACCUACUUCAAAGUGAUGAUGAAGAUAUAAAUACAAGUGGUCAGGAUGUUUGCUUCGAUGCUUCAUACGGCAUGGACCCAUCCUAUGACCAGCAGGACAACUCACAGGAAGCAGACUACACAGAUGAUGUCGUGAACCUGGGUGCAGAGGGCUGUGAAGGAGGGGAUGAAGAAGAGGAAGAGUACCAGCAAGAGGGGGAAGAGGAGUAUGCAGAAAAAUACAUUCAGGAAGACACUACAGAGAUGGCUGAAGACCAAAUCAAUUACACUGAAGAGCUUGCUGAGGAUGAUGAUGGCUACCAAGAUGAAGUGCUAGACCUCCAAAUCAGUGAGCCUAUAGAUGGUGAAUUUCAAGAUGAAGAUUACCAAACCUCUUAUGCUUCUGAGUCUUUUGAUGAACAUGGAGCCAUGGAGGAACAGCAUACCCAGGUUGCAGAUGGAGGAGAGCAACAAGAUGAAGAGGACACCACUGAGGAACCUCACAUCUGCGACACAGAGGAGGGUGAAAAUGAAACUCUGCCUGAAGAUGAAACAAAGGAGGAAUCGAAUGAAGAAGAGGAGGACGAUGAAGAGUCUGGCCGAAUGCGCUUCAAGUCUGAGAGGAAGGAUGGCGCUAUUUUGCGAUUGGCAGAAGCAAGCAGCAAAAGGAGGAACAUUCCUGAAACCCUUGAGCUGUCAGAAAAAGCCAAGAAAGACUUGAUGGAGUUUGAGGAACAAGAGCGACAGAAGAGGCAAAACCGUUACAGUGGCCGAGGUAGAGGAGGAGGGCGAGGAAGCAGAGGAAGAGGAGGUUUCCCUUCAUUUGGAAUGGCAGAUUUUAGAGGAGGAAAAAGAGGAAGAAUGCAUGACCACAUGCUCCCCCUAUUGGGAAACAUGAACAUUCAGCCAUCUUCUCGAAUGCCUUCGCCUUAUCAUCAACAACUGCAGUCCCAUCCACACCACCCUUCACGUCCAAGAGGGCCUCCUCCCUUCCAGGAGCAUGGGCGUCCCAUCCCUCAGCAGCCUCUUCAACCCCUCAUUCCCCAUCACAUGGCUCAUCGCUCCCCACCACUGCGACCCCAGAUGGAGCCCCCACGAAUGAUGAGCUCACCACCACCAAACUUUCCUCAGCACCACCAGCAGCAGCCCAUGCAACCCAAAAACAUCCACAUCAACCCCCACUUCAGGGGCCCUGCACAGUCCUCUGUACAAGUGCCCUUGAUGCCUCCUGCUCAGAGCCAGCCCAGACCUGCUGUGGGUCCUCAGAGGUUCCCUGGACCGGGAGACUUCCAGCAACACAUGCCAGGUAAUUUUGGUCAGCCCCAGCGGCCCCCUCAUCACAUGGAGCCCUUGAGGAACCAGCCACCUCAAGGCCCCCAGGACAGAGAGCCCCUGUUUAUGGGAGAGUGUGGAGAUUCAGCACGGUUUCCAGGGCAACACAUGUUUGAUCACCAGGGCCCCAGCCCUCUGAUGAAUAGCAGCAACAACCUGCACCACCAGCAGCAGCUGUCUGGCCAGGGCCACAUGGGCUUUGGCCCACCAGGACCCCCCUUCAACCAGCCUGGCCAGGGCCAACUAGGAAUUUUUCAGAGAGAAUCCCCAAGACCCAACCUGCCUCCCCACCAAGGUCACCAGGGGAUGGUGAACUUGAAUCAACAAGGUGGACCCCCCAACCAACCCAGGCCUUUCAUGGGCCCUCGACAGCCUUUUGGCCAGCAAGGGAACAUUUUCCCCUCUCCACCAGUUCAGUUUGGGAUGCAGGUACGACUCAGAGGCUUAAUGCACGGUCCUCCUGCCUCUCAGCUUCCACAUCACGACCCAAUGUUAUCCCAUCCCAUGCAUCAGCAGCAGCAACACCAUCGGCAAGAGUUACCCCAUCAUCAGCAGCAACAGAUGAAUCUCGGUGAGCCUCGCCCUAUGAUGCGUCAUGGCCAGAAUCCCUUCCAUGGACAUGGUGGGCCCAGGCAGAUGACUCCCCGCCCCCAGAACCCCCAACAGCGCAACAUGUCAAACAGGCAGCGAAUGAACGCACCUGUCUCCAAACAGCAGCAGCGGAACAGCAACCUCCGGGAGCUCCCUGUAGCACCUGGUAACACAAGCAUGAACAGUGCACGCCCAUCCCUAACCUCCCCCACUGCCAACAUCAAGCCUGUUGCCAGGACAACACAGGGGAUGCGUCCUGGGCAGAACACUCAGCUGAUGUCUGGUGGGGGCAGAGGAAGAGGCCAAGUUGCUGAAAAGACUGAAUCACAGCCUGGGGGAGCAGGCAGGAUGGCGGCUUACAAGGAAAUGCAAAGCACACCGUCAAGUGUGACACCGCAGGACCCUGAUGAAGAUGAGGAGACACGGCAGUAUCGCCUAAAGAUUGAGGAGCAGAAGCGUCUUAGAGAGGAGAUUCUGAAAAGAAAGGAGAUGCGACGGCAGAUGCAGGCUGGUGUCAGAAAGAAAGAGCUUCUGGAAAGACUUAAUGUUCAGACGAGCACACACAGUCAGCCUGUCCAACCACAUCAGCAAACACAACACCCCGAACAACAACCACCAACGACACAGCAGCCAGAACAAAAACGGCAGCAGCAACUACAGGCACAACAGCAGAGACAGUUUCCUCAGGGAACACAAUCAUUAAAUCAUGCAUUAAAGACUUCUAAUCAUGGUAAUACCAUCACUGCCAGCAGUGUCACUCAGACCCUAACCCCACGUCCUAAUGUGAAGACACGCCUGCAGAUGGUUAAAAACAGCACAGAGCAGCAGCAGACUCCCAGUCCUGGUUCUGAACAGCAACAGCCUGAGCAGAAUCAGCAGCAGCUACGUAGAAACAGCACCCUGCAGAGUGUUAACAGACCCAACACUCAGGUACAAGAUGUCCCAGUUACCAAUAAGAACACACCUGUGACUCCUUCUGUGAACCAAGGCCUGACUCAGGCUCAAGGACUCAAACCCGGGGCUAAAAGAACUGUGAUGCAGCGAGCCAAGAAUUCUGGCAUCGACUCCCAGCAGGUGCCCCAAAAAGUCAGAGUUGUCAAACUUUCAGGACCGAGUGGAAAAGGGCCUGAGGACAGCAGUGGCCCAGUCCAGCAGCAAGGUACCUGGCAAGAAUCUCUGCUCAACCAGGACGUCCAAAGGAAGGUUACUGUGAUGGGACCGCAGCAACACGGACCAAACGGACCACCGCAGGAUAGCCAUGGGGGUAUGAGCAACCCACAGCAAAGCAGGGUAGUUGUGUCGGGGCGAGGCCGAGGUCGAGGAGCUGGUCAGCUGGGUCGAGGUCGAGGAGCUGGUCAAGUAGGCCGAGGUCGUCCAGUAUCCACCAGGCAGAGAGGUGCAGACAACCUACGCUGCACUGUUUCCAUCGAGGGCCUCUCCUCAUCUACAACUGAAUUUCAGCUGAAGAACCUCCUCAGGUCCAUCGGUCCCAUAGAGAUGUUCAAAAUGUUACCCCAGCAGAGGAAAGCAAUUGCCACAUUUUCCAAUUCUCAGCAUGCUGCAAGUUUCCAAAUGAGCUUCCAUAGGCACAUGAUUGAUUUGUCCCACAUUGACGUGUCACUGAUUGAUGGAUGAGGAUCACGACAGAGCCAGGCUACAAGUCUGUAAAAAGGAGUCACUUUUUCCUGAUGUGGGAGUGUCUCGCAUAUAACUCCACCCUGGAUCAGGAUUAUUUCGCCUCCUCUUCGGUGUCGUUCAUCGUCUCUGGAGAGUUCAUCAUUCGUCUUCAGCCAACUUGGACCAUUGGACACAAAAGACAUGGCAGGAGCUGCAAGCAUACGUGUUUGAUUUUGCCCUAAAAAGUGUUGAAAUUUCCAAUUUGGCACUGAAAAGACACUGGGCAGUGAAUCCUUCUUUGACGUAGUUUGUGAACAUUUCUUUUUUACUCUUUUAUUUUUUGCAUCUUACUAUGACACUUAGAAGAACAUAACAUGGGGUAAUGGUUGCUCCCCUUGUCAGUAAGUUAAGAACAAGAUGCAAAAUAACACUUAAACGUCAUUUUUGUUUUGUUCUUUUUAAAAUAUAAUUUGUGGUUUGGUGUUUUUGUGUAGAGAAUGGUUGUGGCUGAAGGCGGCCCGUCUGUCUAUAUAGCCUCUGCCUUCGCAGUGUUUCUCCUCCUCUGUAGAUGGCAGUAUUUUAGCACUAUGGAGAGUGUUAUGUCCUCAGAACUCUAGUCUGCUUUCAGGUGGGUUCCCCAGUUGGUUUUCUGGUCAAUGGCACUACCUAGUGGGGAUGUUGAAAACAGGCUCUAAAGUAGCCUGCAUGUGACUGAAAGCCAUUUAGCCGACAUAUUGUAGAUUCCCAGUGGUUUGGGGAGUUUGUAAAGGUUGUUUAGAUUUUCUGGUGCUCUGCUAGUGCAGCUCCCUGGAUUGAAAGUAUGAUUUGUUUAGUCUUUUGUUGUUGCUUUUGGUUCUGAUUUAGUUAUUUUAACUGUUAACUGGAUGCGUUUUGCCUAAAUCUGCCUUUUUAUGUUUUUUUUUUUUUUUAUAUGACUAAUUAUGGAGUAAUAUGAUUUUGAUUUUCAGGUCUGUGCUGAGUGUGCAUCGAGGAGAUUAUAGUUUGUUUAUUUUUCUUUUGUUUUUUUUUUUUCUUUUUUCUAAUAAUUACAGCAGAUUGGUUAUCGUUGGGAACUGUCAUUUUUGGUAGGUUAGAAAGGAUGGCUUUCUAUUCUGAGUAUAAUGGAGAUUUUUGUGAAGUUGUGCUUAGAUAUAUGCCUUCUACUCUAGUGAGGCAGUGUACCUGGGCGGGGGAGUUUUGAUCAUUUUCAUUAAGCAUUUGUUUGGACAUGAGAGAAGCAAAGUAAAAGAAAUUCAGCAGAAAUGUUUGUCCUGUUGGUUAAAUGUGCAUCACCACAGAUACAUUCUUCCAACGCUACCAAUAACUGAUUCUCUUAAAGGCUCAACGUUUUAAAGCAUGUUUGAGAAGGUAGUUGUUAAACUUCAACGUUGCACAGCACCUAAUAUGUCACUUUAUUUCCCCGAGCAUCAACAAACAUUUUAUGUUGCAUCACUGAAAAACUGAAAUUCUCCAAAUCAUUUUAUACUCCUGGAUUUCAGUUAAAUUGUGUGAAAAUUUACUUCACAUGGCUCGAGAGUUAGGCACAUUUAGCAUUUUUCUUUAACGUUUCUUUGUUCUUCAUUGUUGCGCAGAGUUUAUUCUUGUUUUAAACAUCGUUUAUUUACUUUAGUCAUGACUGAAGUUUGGAAGUAAACUUUGUGUACAAAAAUAGAAGUUAAGGGGGCAACCAUUAUCUAUGUCAUGAUCGUGUACAUAAAUAGACCAGAAAUUUCACAAUCCCGCUUAAUUUUCUUGUUUUUUUUUGUUUUUUUUUGGUGUUUGUUGAUGUUGUAUCAAGUUGAGCAUUUUUAUAUGUACGAGUAUUCUGAUGUGUCCGGACAUGAAUCAUUUUACAAGUGAUUUGUUUCCAUUUUAGAACCAAAUUGACAAAUGACUGGACCACAUUUCUGUUAAUAAGACAUUUGGUAAAAAGUAUAAAGGAAAACAAGAAAAUAAUAAAAAACAUGGCCAAUAUACCGUGAACAUGCAGGUAUGUGAAGCCGGUUAAACUUUAGCCUGAACUUGUGUGGUUGUGUGUGAUGUCCAUAUGUCUGGUGCCAUUUUGAAUUAUCUUUAUUUGUGCUACAUUUUAAUCGUUUAAUCUGUAAGUUAAAGGUAUACAUCUUGGAACAUAUAUAUUUAUAUAUUUUUUAAGUAUUACAGUUUAGUUUUUUUUUUAGAUUUCUAUAUAUAAGUUAAAGGAUCAAGACAUAAUACAGUAAAAGAACAAUCUCGCAACUGAAGGGAAAUAUCACUAAAUUAUAGCACUGAAUUUAUAUAAUAAGAAAUAGUUGACAUUUUGGCCUGAAAAUUGACCUGUGAUGACGACCUCGUGCAGCCUUGUGAACAAGCAAAGCUGCUUUUACAUUCCUGAGAUGUUACAUGACUUUACUGUUUGAACUAAAGCUAAGUAUACAAAAAGAAAUGUUGGGGAUUGCAUUGAAAUUUGUUCUAUUUUCUUUUAUAAAAUAAUCCCUGUGCUGCUGAUCUGGAUGACAUCACAGAUUGAGUUAUUGAUAUUUGCAAUACUUGCUGCUGUCCUUUCCACUUGUGUGAAUUACACUCCAAAAUUUUGUGGUAUUUCCCUUAUAUUAACCAUUAUCUGAAAUAAGUCCACCAACUUUGAAAAUAGGUUUCAUAAAUGGGAAUCUUGCCAGUAAAGUCCGUGUAUAUCAGUGGUAAGGAGACACAAAGGGGGUCUAAAAAUGUCUAAGAUUCCUCCUUGUACAACUGAAGGUUGCAUGGUUUUAAGCUUUUCUUUUUGGAUGUUGCACAGCUGUGUCUAAAUUGACUUAUUUAUGUUUUCUUCCCUUUGUUUUGAGUUGUUGAUCUAUUGUGGAAAUGUUUUUGUUUACUGACAUUAUUUACAGUGUUUGAUGUUGUGGGUAACACUUCAGGUUUGAGUGCUGUGGUAAAUCCUGUGGAUUUGAAAAAGUAUGGGCAAUGCCCGUUAAUGCGAUAAUGCUAUAAGACGCUGCGUCUUGUAGAGCCAGAACAGAUUCAUAUUGAAUCUAUUUGUACUUUAAAUUGAAGAAUUAUUCACAUUCAUUGUACUGUGAAUGUUAUGGUGUAGUCUUUUUUAAUAGGAAAGUUAAGCGUACUACUGUAGGCUGUUUAACUACAGGCUCAUCUAUACCUCAGUAUAAAGCUGUAAGUUUAGUUUAUGUAACUCAGACAUCAGUGGGACUUAGCUGUCCCUCUGUUAGAUGUUCUUAUUAUGGCUUGUAAUGAUAGAUAUCACAACUAUUAUACCAUCUUCAGGUCAAAUAUCCAACUGGGCUGCGUUCUAGACGACACUAACAACUCUUUUCAUCAGGUCUGUUUGGUGAAGGAUUCAGUGGUUUUUACUGAUCAGCUGAAAUAAUAACCAAUAAUUUUUCUUUUUUUCCAGGUCAAAUCCACAUAAACCGAGCAUGGAUUGCAAACAUGUGGUUUAAACUUAAGAGACCAUAUCAAGGGUUAAGCAUGCUUUCCUAAAUCAACUAAGUGACUUAGAAACGGUCAGUGAUUUGUUGCCGAUAAAUCAUGCCUUAUUUUUAUUUUUGCCCAACUAAGUAACAGCUGUUUUUGUUCAUGUUAGUUUGUAAUUUUGGUAAUCCGACAACCUUUAUUGUUAUUAUGUUGUUUAGUAAAUAUUCUCCCACGGCUUCAUAACAGUUUAGUAUUAGUUUGGUGCUGUUUUUCCUCCACCAAGGCAAGAGCUGUGAUGGAAGUAUGUCAUUAUUACUGCUGCUCCGUUAGCAAAGCAUGCAGAAACGACUAAGCUGAAUUGCAUGUAAAUCCACUACAUUAGGGGCAGGUCUUUGGUUAUUAUGACCACAAUUACCCCUUUCUGUCUUGCUGCUUACAAACAAUGUCUGCUGUGUUUCAUACAUAUUUAAAUUUUGUCCUCAAGUUCUGCUCAACAUCCAUGAAGCUUCAGGCCUUGUUUAUUCUUGGUCUGCUUUACCCUAGAUUAAAAGUCUGCCUUACUUGUCAAAUGAUGUGACAAAGUAAAUAAAUAAAUUCAGGAGUUUAAGAGCUACAAAAAAAGGUUGAGGAAAAACAUGCCUAACCACUGGUAUGGUCCAACACUUGAGAUGUAGUCACACUGUGUAGUUUCAGAUGUUUUGUGCUGUUGUAGAAACUCGCCAGAUGUGAGCAGGUGUUCCUAUAUUAGGACAAAGUCAUGUCUGACAUUAAUGCCUUCAUUUUUUUUUUUUUAACAGAGCACUGCUAAAGGAGAGGAGCCGAGCUGUUUAACCUCUUCAACUUUCAAACAUUCACUUAACACUUUAGGUUUCAUUUCAGCUGUGCAGUCUCCAGCCUGGGAAUGAAACUUUCACCUAAGCUUCUCUCCUUAAACAGCCGCCGCUGCUCCUCCAUCACUGCUUCUCCAGCUUUUUCCAUUUUUCUAACUUACUGGACAUAUAUCUGACUAUUUGCCCGUCUUUUUCCUCCAUUCUGCUGCUGUUAAACGAACUUUUGUAUCAAGCAGGGUGGCCUGCCUGGAUUACCAUUGUUUGUUAGCCCUGUGGAUGGAGGUUUCCAUCUCUGUGACGACAGCCCGGGUCACAGAGCAGCCACGUAACUCUAAAGCAAGCUGCUUUAUGACUUUCUUUGCACCAAAGUUCAUCCCAGCUUCUUGACAUUCAUUGUUUUGUUGGAUUUGGAAAAAGACACUACAUUGGCCUCCUGAUGUGGAACUGUUCGGUGCACCAAAUGAUAACUGCAAAUCCAACCUGUUGAGUUUUGACUGAAUCUGUUGACAAACCAUCUUGUAUUUCAUGCUUCACACCAAUGUGUCAUAUAUGAAGUCAUCAUGUUUUGUGUUGCAGAACUCUAAAAUCAUUGUACAACCUGUUCUCAUGUUGUCAACUGAGAUUUUUUUACAAUGAUGUAAACACUUUCAAAUACAAAUAAUCUUAUGAAGGUGAAAUGUUAAAUUUUGGUAAACGAAACUGAUGAUAAAUAAAAUACAUGAUACACACA
This is a messenger RNA of Melanotaenia boesemani (Boeseman's rainbowfish), 8854 nucleotides long. It is a transcript of the gene rbm33a, whose product is annotated as RNA binding motif protein 33a. Gene Ontology annotation, molecular function: RNA binding. The transcript has 19 exons. The record is from RefSeq and is a predicted model, not a curated record. The coding region runs from base 182 to 3901 and encodes 1239 amino acids. Lineage: Eukaryota; Metazoa; Chordata; Actinopteri; Atheriniformes; Melanotaeniidae.